Vanessa atalanta (red admiral) is the source of this 1457-nucleotide messenger RNA. RefSeq names its product protein zerknuellt 1-like. Gene Ontology annotation, molecular function: RNA polymerase II transcription regulatory region sequence-specific DNA binding; DNA-binding transcription factor activity, RNA polymerase II-specific. Gene Ontology annotation, biological process: regulation of transcription by RNA polymerase II. NCBI's taxonomy places the organism in Eukaryota, Metazoa, Arthropoda, Insecta, Lepidoptera, Nymphalidae. The coding region runs from base 103 to 1368 and encodes 421 amino acids. The transcript is spliced from 7 exons. The record is from RefSeq and is a predicted model, not a curated record.
UCCGCUUCAGUACAACCGACCACGUGACAAUAGUUGCUGCCUUCGACGCGAUUUUUCAUUUAUCGAAAAGCAUUUAUAAAGCAUGGAAACAUAUUUAUAAGGAUGGAGGAAUCAUUGGAUCGUGAAGCGAACGCCAGCGCGUCUGGCUUCGAUUCUGCAGCCAUUUUAAAUGAUGACGUCUCACCCACCACUAGCUUCUGUUAUAAUAUACCAAAUCUCUUUAAUGGUCUAGGCCCCGGAUCAGUUCUUUGCGAGCGUCCUGACGCAGAGGUAAACGACACGUACACUUCUAACCCGGAACCCUCAGAUGAGACCGGGGACAACCAGCAGUACGAAGAAGAUGAGGAAUAUUCACCUAACAGUUCAAAGAACGACAUCCCGAAACGAAAACAACGGCGUUACAGGACGACAUUCUCGAAUGUCCAAUUGGAGCAGCUGGAGGCAGCUUUCCAUAAAACUCACUAUCCCGAUGUUUUCUUUAGAGAAGAACUCGCGAUGAGGAUAGAUUUAACAGAAGCUAGAGUUCAAGUAUGGUUUCAAAAUCGGCGCGCAAAGUGGCGUAAACAGCAGAAAGCUGGUUGUGAGCCAUAUCCUUCUCGAUCUACGAGAUCUCCAGACCCCAGAUCUCCAUCAGCUCUAGCGCUUGAGAUGAGAGACUUCAUCACCAUACCGGUGUCAUCAUCACAAAUAAUAAAUUUGGCUGAAACAUCGAAUCCAAACAACUAUAUGUCAAAAGCGAAGCAACAAGGACCAGCCAUACACAUAUCAGCGCUACCAACUCGACAGAACAGCCAAGUUGAUCUACCGUCGUUUUCAAUACCACUUCAAUACAACUUAGGAUCAUUCAAGAAGUUAGAAGAUGCACAGAUAGAUGUAGAAGCUUCAACCUCGGAUCAUCAAUCUCAGAAUCCUUGGGAUACAAGAAUGAUGCCAAAUUUUAAUUUAAUGAACAUAAAACCGCUUUUAGAAAAUCGAGAAAAUUUAGAAAUGGCUGAAGUAAAAUAUGAAGUGAAAAACGAAAACGUUAGAUCUUAUAAUGAAAUAACGAAUUCAAUUCAAGCUUCAUUAGAACCUGAUGAUAUUCUAGGCAAGGAAUCCGUGUUAGAAGGUCAGACGAUAUCCCCAGAUUUCGAAAUUGAAAGAUACCAAAAUUAUCACAAUGAAACCGAGAAACGGUAUAGGGAUUCAAGUUUUGAUGAUUCCAUGAUAGAAGACGGUAGAAAUGAUUUCGUAUGUGACAGUGAUUUUCUUUGUAAGAGCAAUUAUGAGAAAGUCGAUGAGAAACGAAACGAUUUCGAAGAAUGUCAUUUAUUAGACACAGAUAACAGCGUAGCUGUCAACAUUAGUAAUUUCGAAAGCAAUCUAUAGUUACCUAAACAUUCAAUGUUUACUAAUAAUUUUAAACACGUUAUUUUUAAAUAUAUUAUUUUGUUAAGUCAAUAAACGAUUCUAGUCAA